AAACUAUUUACAUAAAAAGAACUGAACAUCCAAUGUGAACAUGCAUUUUUUUGACUUCCUCAUUUACAAGUCAAAUUUUGAAUGCUGUUUAUGAAGGUGGCCAAAUGAUGAGGAACUUCACUUCUCUAAACAUCCUUCACCUCUCUGCUCAAAAAGACCUGACUAAAAAACUUUCUGCCUCUUCUGAAACACAAAGAUGGCUGCAGCUCUGACUCUCCUCCUCAUUGGCUGUCUGCUGCAAGGUGCCCUGUGUGGAAAGUUUGGGAGCAUUAUACCAAAGACUAUAGAGUUUCUGAAGGGAUCCUGUGUGACAAUCCCCUGCUCCUUUGACGUAAAGGAUCAAUUUAAUGUCAAGUUAGAUAACACAUGUAAAGCAUUAUGGAAAGAAAGUACUACAGGACCUGCUGUGUUUGAUAGCAGUAAUCCACAACAGAAAGGACAAUUGAUUGGUAACCUAACAAAAAAAGACUGCACCACAACCCUGAAUGACAUGCAAAACAACAAACUGUAUCUUUUUAGAUUGGACUGUUUCGGUGUGAAAUUCAAUUUUGAUGGCGUGAAAAUUUCAGUCACAGAUGAUCCACCUAGACCGACUCUGACUCCGCCCACACUGAAGGUGAAAGAGGGAACCUCAGUGAGUUUGAACUGCUCUGCUCCAGCUCCCUGUCUGUCUCUUCCUCCAAAUCUGACAUGGAGCCCCGGCCUGGGUGAAGGUCAGGAGACCCUGCAGGAGAAUCAGAACAAAACUAAAGUCAAGAUCUCUGUGCUGAACUUCAAAGCAUCACACCUCCAUCACGGACAGGAAAUCUCCUGUACUGCUGUCUACAGAAAACAAGAUGGCAGCACUGAGUCAUCUGUGAACAUCAGUUUAACAGCUGACAUUACAUAUUCACCCAAAGGGACCACAGUGUCAGUCAGUCCCUCUGGUCCAGUGCAAGAAGACAAAAAUGUGACACUGACUUGCAGUGCUAAUGCCAACCCAGCUGUAAAGAACUACACCUGGUACAGAGCUGAUGGAGGCCAGGAGACUUUCAUGGGGACUGGACGUGUUUUAAACAUCAAAGCUUCUAGAAAGAGAGCCCCAAUUUUCUGCAAGGCUGAAAAUGAACUGGGAAGUUUUCAAUCAAGCACAAGACAAAUAGAUGUACAUUAUGCUCCACAGAUCAUGUCCUCAUCUGAUUGCACCAAAACUGCUAACCAGGUCAACUGUUCCUGUGAGUCUACGGGAAAUCCUCCUCCCACUUUACAAUGGAGUUUGGAUGGGUUAGCUGUCAAUCACUCAGAAGAGUUUGCAGUCAGUUAUGAGCAUCGAAAUGGCACAGGCGUGAGCCUCAUCACCAUGAGUCAAGCCCAAUGGAAGGAUCACUUCACUGUGCUUUGUCGCAGCUCAAACUCUCUGGGAUCUGCUUCUCAGCGAUUUAUUUUCUACAGCCUUCCAACAUCUGCAGAAAGUCAAGUGAUUUUGCCUAUCUUCAUCGCCACCAUUGUCGUCUUCCUAGUGCUAGUAUGUGCUCUACUCUUUGUUAUCAGGGCUCAGAGGACUCAACACAACCUGCUUAAGAGUCAGGGGUCAGGUAACGCCAGCACAGUUGCUAUGAGCCAACAUCUACCAAGUGGAGAAGAGGAACCCAACAAAACAAAUGAGGGCAUUUAUGCUAACACCACUGAGCUGAAGAAACCAGGUGUCACCCAACCUGCAACUAUCUCUGAGCCAAUCAGCACCAACUUACAAAGCUCAAGCCGAAACAACACAGAAGAUGCCAGUACAAGUUCAGAGAAGAAAAACGAGGAAAGCAAAGAUGUGAUUUACACUAGUGUGACUUGGAGGAGCAAAGGCGAGAAGGAGGGAGGAAGCUCUGGGGACACAAAUCAGUCACGUCGCUCCUAUCUGGAGGAGAAACGCUUGGAGGGAGGAUUGAACUUUGUGAGCAAUGCAGUAGAGAUGUUAAAUCUAUACGACGAAGUGAAGCCUAGAAAUAUGAAAAAGGACUCUGAAUGUGAAUAUGCCCAGGUUAAAUUUAGAGACUAGAGUGAGAUGCAGACAUAGAUUACAGUUCAGUGCGGACUGGGCCUGGGCGAUAAAACUAAAUGAUAAUUAUUGCGAUGUAAUUUUUGUCAAUAAAUAUGAAAAAUGUUUGAUAAAAGUUUGAUAGAUUUAAUCAUGUAAUUACACCACCAACCACUGGGAAGUGGGGAGCACUAAUGUUCCUUGAGCGCUACGUGCACUGUGCUUAUAAUGGUGAAAUAUUUCAUUAUAGUUUGUCAUGUUCUGAAUAAUUAAACCAUAAUUAACCACCUUGUUUUUUCAACUUUAACUCAGGAGCCAAAAUCAGCCUUUAAAUUUGAAAGAAAUAAUGAUCGACAAUUAUCGAUAUCGACUGAUAUGACAUUUUUUAUCGUGAUAACACUUUUAGUCAUGUCACGCAGGCCUACUCGCUAUCAUAGUUUGGCUCAGUUUACAGCAACAGACUACAGCAGGCUGUAACGUUAUCUAGUGAAGCUACUGAUUGUUGUCACACACAGCCACCAGCUGAUCACUGCAUGAGAGCAGACGGGGUGGAGGGAACGGAGAAAAGACGAAGCAGUGUUUGAAACAACGAAACGAUACACAAUUGAACAGCAACACUUUAUGAGCUCUUUCUGUGUGAAACUCAGCAAAAAUUCUAUGAAAAUAUAUCAUAAAAGUC
Molecule: messenger RNA, 2687 nt
Organism: Labrus mixtus (cuckoo wrasse)
Lineage: Eukaryota; Metazoa; Chordata; Actinopteri; Labriformes; Labridae
Product: sialic acid-binding Ig-like lectin 10
Exons: 9
Coding region: 197-2029 (610 amino acids)
Source: RefSeq, a predicted model, not a curated record